UCACUUGCAAAGACUCGCGAGUAUACCUACCUCUUGUAAUAGCGUGUUCUGAGGAGACCGAAGCUGUCUAAGUGGCUCUCACAGUCACCAACCUGUUUGCCUUCAUUGGUAUACAUUGUGCUGUAGAGGUAUACACACAGAUCAAUCAAAUUUACAGUGACCAUCCUAGAGGAAUACUUGUAGUUAUUGAUAUUGUGCGAUUUUGAUUGAUCAAGGGAAAUAGUUCAUUCUGGAUUUUCGUUAUUUGGUUUUCUCAGUUUGCCGAAGCAGCUCGACUGACUAUAGUUGUAGUCUAGAUUGUAAAGAUUUUGCCAAUCAAGCAUUGCACUGAGCUCCACACAAUAUGCAGAAGGCCAAAAAGUAUGAGUGGCAAGACACGAAUCUUGCCCUUUUUGGGUCGCAGACAGAAAAAGAUGUGAAGAAGGAAGCGGCAGAAACAGAACCAGCAUGGAGGGGGUGUGGUCAAAAAGUCGGUCUUCAGAUCUGGAGGAUUGUGAAGUUUAAGGUGGAACACUGGAACAAGGAAGAUUAUGGAGAUUUCUUUGAUGGUGACUCCUACAUCAUUCUAAACACCUUUAAAGAUGAAGACAGCGAGGAGUUGAAUUAUGAUGUACAUUUCUGGAUAGGCAAGCAUUCAACGCAGGAUGAAUAUGGGACGGCAGCAUACAAGACGGUGGAGUUGGACACGUACCUUGAUGAUAAACCAGUACAACACAGAGAGGUGAUGAACAAAGAGUCAGACCUCUUCAAGAGUUAUUUCAAGAGAUUGACGUAUAUGAAUGGUGGAGCUGAUAGUGGUUUCAGGCAUGUCAAACCAGAAGAGUACCCACCCAGACUACUCCACUGUCACAUGGAAGGCAAGGGAAGAAAUGCAGUUCUCAAAAUAAAUGAGGAAAGGAAAGUGUCCAAAAAAUGCAUGAGGUCAGAUGAUGUCUACUUUUUGGACGGUGGAACAAAGAUGUUUAUGUGGUGUGGUGGUAGUAGUAAACAUGAUGAAAGGUUUAAGGCAGCACAAGAGUUCCAGUGUUGGACUGCCAAGAGGCCGCGUGCCGUCAAGGAGAGCCUUGACGAAACUGACAUCUCACCCGACCAUCCAUUCUGGGAUUUCUUCGCCGAUGAUGAUGACGACGAUAGUGAAGAUGACGUCGAUGCUGAUGAGGACGCCGAUGACAGCAAGACAUUUGAAAGUGUGCUCUUCAGACUCUCCAAUUCAUCCGGUGUGUUAGAUUUUACUGAGGUUUCCAAGGGACGCAACAUCUGCAAAUCAGAUCUUGAUUCCAAUGAUGUUUUUAUCCUGGACACAGGCAUGGACUGCUUUGUAUGGGCUGGUAAAGACGCAGACAAGGAAGAGAAGAACAAUGGCAUUCCUUAUGCCACGGAAUACCUGAAGAAAACCCAGCACAGGAAUGCACCCAUCAGCAGUCUGAAAGAGGGAUCAAAAUGCAAAAAAUUCACAGAAAUUAUAGGUCGUUAAAUCGGUUUGUCUCCCUCUGUAUUGUCAAAUAAGAAAUACUAGUAAACCCCUUUGCAUAAAGCCAUGUACAUGCUUAUAAUACUUGAUUAAUAAGAAAUGAACAAUAGCCCAUCAUAUGCCUUAAUGUCAUGAGUAAGAUGUCAUUGAUUGUGUAACAUAGGGCAGCUGUUAAAUAGAGGAAAUUCCAUUGAAAAAGGGUAAAUUAUCAUUUGUUAGCCAGAAGUCACAUUGUAAGUUGUCUGCAAAGAUGUUAAAGCAUUUCAUGGCUUUAGAAUUCACAAAGACAAGUUGUCACAUGAAAAAGAUAUCGAUACUUCAUAAUAGA
Molecule: messenger RNA, 1799 nt
Organism: Lytechinus variegatus (green sea urchin)
Lineage: Eukaryota; Metazoa; Echinodermata; Echinoidea; Temnopleuroida; Toxopneustidae
Product: gelsolin-like protein 2
Exons: 11
Coding region: 344-1474 (376 amino acids)
Molecular function (GO): actin filament binding
Source: RefSeq, a predicted model, not a curated record